AUGGACGUUAUCCUCGAACUCACCGACACUUUCGUAGCCGACUAUGUUUACGCCUGGGCCCUGCCCGCGCGGCAAGCUCCCCCCCAGUACACCAACAUGACCACAACAGACCAGACUUUCUCGUCAUGGCAGUACAAGCCCACCUCGGCAUACAUCCAGGUUGAGCCCAGUCAAUACGCCUACAUGAGCGCGUGGAACCGGGACAACAUCGUCCGCCAGACUAUAACCUUGUUCUCGAUAACCUGGAUCUUUGGUUUUCUGCUCUACUUCGUCUUCGCCUCGCUAUCUUACGCUUUCAUUUUCGACAAGAAUACCAAGACACAUCCCAAGUACCUGAAGAACCAGAUUUCCAUGGAGAUCAGGCAGGCCAAUGCUGCCUUCCCCGGCAUUGCCGCCCUCACCACGCCCUUCUGGCUUCUCGAAAUCCAUGGCUACACGAAGCUCUACGACACGCCCGCCCAGGGGCCCGGCAUGUGGUACGAAUUCUUUCAGUUCCCGCUCUUCCUGGUCUUCACCGACGCCCUGAUCUAUUUGAUCCACCGCGGCCUGCACCACCCCAAGAUCUACAAGCAUUUACACAAGCCUCACCACAAAUGGAUCAUGCCGACGCCGUUCGCCUCGCACGCUUUCCACCCGGUGGACGGGUUCGCUCAGUCGAUUCCCUACCACAUGUUCCCACUGAUCUUCCCGCUCAACAAGUACACGUCGGUGGGCCUGUUCAUCUUCGUCAACUUCUGGACCAUCAUGAUCCACGAUGGCGAGUACGUGGCUAACAGCCCUGUCAUCAACGGUGCCGCCUGCCACACCAUGCACCAUCUGUACUUCAACUACAACUAUGGCCAGUACACGACCCUGUGGGACCGUCUUGGGAACAGCUACCGCAAGCCCGACGACGACCUGUUCGAGAAGGAGAAGAAGAUGAGCGAGGCCCAGUGGAAGCAUCAGGUGGAGGAAGCGGAGGAGAUGGUCAAGCUGGUCGAGGGUGAGGACGAACGGAGCUACGACCCGGUCGACGCCAAGAAGAACGACUAG
Molecule: messenger RNA, 1032 nt
Organism: Anthostomella pinea
Lineage: Eukaryota; Fungi; Ascomycota; Sordariomycetes; Xylariales; Xylariaceae
Source: the annotation of a GenBank genome assembly